AUGACGUGUCCUAUGGCCUUGCAGCAGUCGAUGCUUAACACAUCAACACCAGCCGUGCUUGAUUCGGGGAACUCCAGUCGCCAAUUCGCAUCAUCGUUUGCAGCGCCACAGACACAAGCAGCAAAUCCAGGAGCGUUCCAUCACGGAGGUAACUUGCAAUCGUUGCACAAUGUGCAAGCGACGGGGUACAACAUACAGAGUAUGCAGAACGCACUUACGAGAGGCACGGGAAUGGGCGGAGUGCCUUCCGCGCAGGCACAACCUCCGUCCGCAGGCAACAUGGCGGCAGGGCGGUUCGGCACCAGCACGAUCCCUGCCAACCUGCAGCAGAUUGCGGGGUCGGCGGGGAGACUAGGCGCGCCCGGGACGCUGGGCAUGGCAGGGGCGGGCGGAGGGAUGGGGCUUUCCGCGGGGGCAGGCGCGGGGGCUAGCGCGGGGUUGUCUCGAGCGAUGAACCCGGCAGGCGCGCUGGGCAUGUCGACGGUAGGGGGAGCGCGCGCGCUGGGAUCGGUAGGGUUGGGGGGAAGUGUAGGUGCGGUGGGCGUGCAGGGGCCUGGGCGGCCGUUGGGAACCGGAAUGAUCUCCGGGCAGGGGCAGGGGCAGCAGCAGCAGCAGGCGCAGCAGCAGCAGAUGUUGGCGUUAGGGUUGCAAUCACAGGGGCAACAUCAUCAUCAGCAGCAGCAGGUGGGGGUUGGACAGCAGCAGCAGCAGCAGCAGCAGCAGCAAGGGCAAGGGGGCCAGCAGGGGUUGCAAGCUGGGACGUACCAGCCGUCAGGAGACGUAAUGGCUAUGAUCAACCGCGCUGGUACGCCUGCGGGCAUGCUCUCCAGCAACAGCUACCUGCAAUCCCAACAGCAGCAGCAGCAGCAGCUGUUGCAGCAGCUGAAGCAGAUGGGUGCAGUCAACGGGCAGCUAGGUCCAUCGUCGUUGCUCCUCGACCAGCAGCAGGAGCACAUGCAGCAGCAGGGACAGCAGGGGCAGGGGCAGCUGCAGGGAGGGUCAUUGUUGCUACAGAAGCAGGGGCAGGCGCAGGGAGAGAGCAAACGGGACGGGUCGAAAGGGGAGGGCGAGCAGGGGGAGGAGUCAAGGCAGGGAGGGCAGGAUCAGGAGCAAUUGGGCGGGAGAGGCGAGCAGCGAGAGGGGGGUGGGGCAGCGUUUGACAUGAGCGAGUUUCCCACGCUCAACACGAGGCCGCCUGGGAGUGCAACCAUGGCGUCAGGUGCAGGGUCGGCAGCAGCGGCGGUGCUAAGGAAAGGGGCUCCACUGAACGCGCUGCUACACCAAGGGGGCCCGGAGUUCAGCAUACAGAACGAGGACUUCCCUGCCCUGCCCGGCCUCAAAGCGGGUGCGGACAACGGAGGGGACAAAGACAGGCAGGGAGGGGGUAAGGCUGGAGAGCAGCAAGGCUCGGCACCUGGUUCUCGAUCCAAUACACCUGGUCUCACGGGCCCCCAGCAGCAGGCUCAACCAGGAAGCGGGCAGGUGGGAGCAGGGAAGGAGCAGGGUGUAGAAGGGCCGGAUAAGUACGGGCUGCUGGGGCUGCUUAGUGUGAUUCGGAUGAGCGAUCCAGAUUUGACUACGCUGGCGCUGGGGACCGAUCUGACGACUCUCGGGCUGAAUCUGAACUCGCGGGAGAAUCUGUACCGCACGUUUGCAUCGCCGUGGGCGGAUGGGCCGACGAGAGCUGAGCCGGAGUUCAGCCUCCCGGCUUGCUACAUUCAACCCACGCCUCGUCUUCAGCCGGGUUACUUCUCCAAGUUCCAGCAGGACACGCUCUUCUAUAUAUUCUACAGCAUGCCGCAUGACGAGGCGCAGCUGUUCUCUGCUGAUGAACUGUGCAACCGCGGGUGGUUCUACCACAAGGAGCACCAGGUGUGGUUCACACGCGUGCCCAACAGCGAGCCCGUGGUGAAGACCCCCACCUACGAGCGCGGCUCCUACUACUUCUUUGAUCCCACCGUGUGGGAGACCGGGCGCAAGGCAGGGGAAAAGGACAGGGAGGAAUGCACUGGGUCAGUGGUGAAGGCCCCCACGUACGAGCGUGGCUCCUACUACUACUUUGAUCCCACCGUGUGGGAGACCGGGCGCAAGGACAACGUGGUGGUGCUACAGUGCGAGAUGCUAGAGACCCGACAACUUUGUGCUACAGACAACUUCGUGCUACAGUACGAGAUGCUAGAGGCGCGUCCCCAGCUGCCCAUUCCCUCUUGCUACACUCUGGUGUCUUCCUUUCUCAACCACUCCUGCCCGUGCCCCUUCCUCCCCGCAACAUCCUCAGGACAACUUCGUGCUACAGUACGAGAUGCUAGAGGCCCGUCCCCAGCUGCCCAUUCCUCCCCAGCGAUAGUGCAGCUGCUGACCUCGGCCAGGCGGGCAGGGGCUUAA
Molecule: messenger RNA, 2385 nt
Organism: Closterium sp. Naga37s-1
Lineage: Eukaryota; Viridiplantae; Streptophyta; Zygnematophyceae; Desmidiales; Closteriaceae
Source: the annotation of a GenBank genome assembly